Molecule: messenger RNA, 3360 nt
Organism: Panicum hallii
Lineage: Eukaryota; Viridiplantae; Streptophyta; Magnoliopsida; Poales; Poaceae
Exons: 5
Coding region: 402-2843 (813 amino acids)
Biological process (GO): heterochromatin formation
Source: RefSeq, a predicted model, not a curated record
ACCGCACGACAAUCGCGUUUCCCCUCUCUGGGUUCACGCCGCUCUGAACCCACCGCCCCCGGUACCCACUGCUGCUACUCGACCCUGCUAAAGCAGCGGCGCCGCUCGCCCUGCGUCAUCUCCGUCCAAAACCCCUGUUCGAUCUCGCCGCACGGAAUCUCUCUCCUAGGCUGCGCGCCGGGCGGGGACGCGGAUUCGGGAUCAUCCGGGUGCGGCGGUGCUCCAUCUGUAGGAUAAAAAUGUUCCAGUUUACUGGUGCUUAUAUUUUGAAGUGAGAUGUAUACCAAAACAGAAUGAACUAAUAUUGUCAUCUUCGUACGGUGGCUUCUGAGGGGAAAUCUUGCUCAUGGCAACGGCAUAAUUUUCUAUUUUUGCCACCUGUUAUUUUGGGCUAAGAUAUUAUGGAUAGCAAUGAAAUCUGCACGAGACCACAUGAGCUUGAGAAACUUGAGAUUGCCAGGAGAGGAGAAGAAGAUAAAGCAUCUUAUAACCCUGAACUAGAAGAAGGUGAGUUCAGGAAGGAUGAACCAUUUGUAUUUAAAAAGCUUGUUCGCAAGGAUGUGGUUGCAAGCACUGCUGUAAAGUUGCCUUCAUCUGCUCAAGUGGCAAUUAAAAAUGGGCAAGUCAAUACAAGGCGACCAACUUCACCUGAAAGAGGUUCCCAUCAAGGAGGAAUUGCAAAUACUGUUAUGCAGUCUAAGUAUAGAUCAAUAAGGGAUCAACCUGAUAAUGUGAGGCAAUCAAGUUCUCAUAGAAUAUAUUCCGAAAAAUACCGUCAGAGUUGUUCUCUGUCUCCCUAUAUUAGAUCAAAAGAAAAGCAUGAGCAAAGGACGAGAAACUGUUUUAGCUACCAUGAUUAUCACCAUGUCCUGAAAAAGAUUGAGGAAGUUUGUUUGGAAAGGCUUGGUAAACUAUUGUUACAACAGAAUAAAGAUCGCAAGGAAUUCAAUAUUACACUAAAGAAACUGGAAUUCAAAUGCUUCCAAGAACACGCUUACUCUUAUAGAGUCCAUUAUGAGCAUGUCAUACCAACAGCAAGAUAUCACAGGAUGAAGCUACCGAAGCUAACUUUCUGCAUUUUGCGUAAGGUUUUUCGUAGAUAUAUGCAGUCCCAGAUUAUAAAAUUUGUGAAGCAACAAAUAAAUGAUAGAAACAAAGAGAAGAGAAUAAAAGAACGAUGGAGAUUUGAGGCUACAGCUGGCUACCUUAAGAAAAGUUUUGAUGAAACUUCCUUGGCAUAUUCUGGAUUUGAGAUGGAGAAAUCAAAUUAUCAUAUGCAUGCUUAUUCUGAAGGUGAACAACAGCUCAAAUAUUUGGACAUGCAACCUCUAACUAUUGAAAUUGAAGAGAUUGCUUCCAGUAGAGAACUUGAAGGAAGCCAUACAAAUAAGGAAAGUGAUGUGUUUGAUCCAGAGCCAGUUAUAGAAAACUUACAAUCACCACUAGAAGCAAACGGAGGUGCAGAGCAUCAUUUAUCUGUUGAUGCACCAGAAGAAAUUGCCAUUGUAAAUAGCAUGUCUUCUCAGUCCAACUAUGCACCAACUAUGGAGAGUGAAAAAGUUGGGACUCAAGUCAUCCUCUCGUUGCCACCACAAAACAAGGAGGAAAUUAUGGAGAGAUCAUGUUCUCAGUUUGCCACUGAUGAAGCAUUGGUACUUGAUAAUGCAACAUCUGCUGAUUCAGAAAGUGCACCUCCAGUCUUUGGAGAGAACCAAAGCUGCAUAAGUCCCGCUGUUGAUGCAUCUGAAGGCUCUUGUUCUAUGUGCCAGAGAAAAUUUCCUCACGGGUCUGACUCUAAUAUUCAUGAAUCAACAUUGCGUCAUGAGGAACCUCAAGUGGGAAGGCUGCCUUCAGUUAAUGUGGAUGAAAUGGAAGAAGCUGAUAUUGCAGGUAGCAAGGAAGUAUCUAGUGGUGACACCUCUUCCUCUGGCCAAGUCACUGAACAGCGAAGCACCAUUGCAACUUCAUCAACAUUAGUUCAACCUUCAACACAACCGCAACUUUAUGAUCCAACUUGUCAAAGUUCUUCCUAUCCAUAUCAACCAUCUGGUGUGAAUACUUGUUCAGUAAGCACUGGGUUAGACAGCCAUGGGGCAUUAAAUGCUCAGAUGCAAUCAGCCAACCAGACGACGUCAAGCUCCAUGGUUGAGCACAUGCCUGAAAGUGGGCUCCAGUCAGACCCAGUUACCAAUGAGUUUAGUCAACUGCUUAUGUUGAUUAGCAAUCACACCUCUUCCUCUGCCCAGGUUACUGAGCAGCAAAUUGCCUCUAAUUCAUUCUUAAGACAACAAUAUGGUGACCAGGCCUGUCAAACUUCUGCUCAUCAGCAUAGGGCAUCAAAUGUUCAGCGACAGUCAAACAACCAGACAACAACAGGCUCCACUUCUGGACUGCCUGAAAGUCAUCUUCAAUCAGAUCCAUUAACAAUUGAAAUGAGUCAACUGCUUGUGUUGCAUGAUCUGAUGACCAAGAGGCAUCUAUCUAAGCGGCAAAAAAUCAUCUUGGAGCGUGAAAUUGAGAUGGCUGAACUUAAAAGGAAGUUUGAUGAGCAGUUCCAUAAUUUAGAGAUGGAAACACUGCAGAAAAAGAAGGAUAUUGAGAUACUCCAGGAGAAAAUAUGUAAGCAACAGAUAUUAGCGGAGACAUUCCGGGUUCUACAUAAGGCCUCUACUGGAGUUGCUUCAUGCAGUCAAAUAGGUGCACCUAGGAGGGAGCCUAAUCAGCCAUCAGGGCAGCAAGUUCUGCAGUUUUCUUCAUCAGCAACCAUGUACCAGUCACCUCAACCUGCUGCGCAACCAUCGACAAACAACUUCCUGAGACAGCCUGUUGUGAUCUUGCCAUAGGCUAUAGCUAACACAUCUGGCAGAUCUGCAACUAGUUUAACACAUGCUCCAAGUGGUCUCAUGGGUGCUGGAGUUGCAUAUCAUGCACCUCCACCUCAUCUCCGAGCCUUUGUAAAUCUGUUGCGACCUUCUCGUGGUAGUGCUGCAAGCUUCGACAGGCAGGUGCAUCUAUGAUAGCUCUUAGGAGCGUCCAUAAUCCAUGCAACCUGACUGUCUAACCGUGGACUUCAGCUGGCUUAGAAAGUUUGAAGUCGUGUUUCCUCUUGGAUUUUGACUUCAGCUGAAUAUUUGUUUGGUUUGUAAGCUGUUCAUCAGAUUAACAUGUCUGUUGAUUCAGCACUUUGUUCCUCACUAGUUGCUGCCUGAUCAGUCACUGCGUCUGUUUCUGGUUAAACUCUCUAUCGUGAAACCAGAAUUUUGCAGCUGACCCUGGUUCAACUAGAUGUCUCAUGCCAGCAAAUGUACCUCAAUAGUUUGGAAGUCACAGAAGACAGAAGAACGUUUCUUCUAAUUUUUA